Molecule: messenger RNA, 447 nt
Organism: Racocetra persica
Lineage: Eukaryota; Fungi; Glomeromycota; Glomeromycetes; Diversisporales; Gigasporaceae
Source: the annotation of a GenBank genome assembly
AUGCAAUGUCCAUGUUUUGGGAUUUAUUUAGGAAUAACAAUUGAAUUGCAAACUCAUAUACAAGACUUUAUUAAAUUGUCUAAACCUAAACAUGCAACACAUACUGAAGGAAGUUACUACGACUUAGUUACUAAUAUCUCAGAAUCAAUUAAAAUUCCAGGAGAUUUUAGAUGUAAUGUGAGAAUUGAGAUGUUACUACUUGGUGGAAGAGUUAAUGAGGUUAAGAGAAACGAAACAACUUUCAUCCACAGAGAUUUUAUGAACCAUAUGGGAAUGAAAGCGGAAAAGGUUACUGAGGAGUGUUUAUUGGAUAUAGAAUUGGAUAAUUGGAAAUGUAGAUAUUAUGAAGAAGGUUUUGGAAAACUGGUGGCAAUUAAACGAAAAUAUGAUAAUGUAUUUCGUUGGAAACAAAGUAUACCUACUAAUACUGACAUCUCAUGUUAUUAA